AUGGAAAAAAUUAUUCCACUCGUUCCUGAUGUCGAACAAUAUGUUCUUCUUGCUAAACAGAAUUGCAAUCGAAAUUCAUCUAUUUUAAGUUUAGAUGAAUCAGCCGCUAUUUAUCUCUAUACAAUGCCAAUAGGGUUUGUCACCCGUUUAAACGAAGCUCUGCGAGCUGAAAAUCGAAAUGCUUUGAAAUCAUGGUUCGCAUUUCUUAAGCUGUUUAUAACUGCUCUCGAGAAAUUACCUUCAUGUCACAUUGUUGUCUGGCGAGGUGUUGCAGAUGACGUUGGAUCGGCAUUUGUUGACAAUGAUGUGCAAAUAUGGUGGAGUGUAAACUCAUGUUCAAGAGCACUUAAUGUUGUUGAGGUAUAUUUGGGCGAUAAGGGUACCGUAUUUGCUAUAGAUGCAGUAAACGGCAAAGAUGUUUCAGCAUUUUCGGUAUUUAAAGAAGAACAAGAAGUUAUCCUCAUGCCUGGCAGUCGUUUCUGUGUCAAAAGUAAAUCGCUUAAUUUCAGAAAUAGUCUUUUCAUUGUUCAUCUGGAAGAAGAAUCUUCAUCUGCGGAAAACAAAAAGGGGUAA
Messenger RNA from Rotaria sp. Silwood2, 573 nucleotides. The record is from the annotation of a GenBank genome assembly. NCBI's taxonomy places the organism in Eukaryota, Metazoa, Rotifera, Eurotatoria, Philodinida, Philodinidae.